Molecule: messenger RNA, 11189 nt
Organism: Dicentrarchus labrax (European seabass)
Lineage: Eukaryota; Metazoa; Chordata; Actinopteri; Moronidae
Gene: itpr3
Product: inositol 1,4,5-trisphosphate receptor, type 3
Exons: 60
Coding region: 408-8501 (2697 amino acids)
Biological process (GO): calcium ion transmembrane transport
Cellular component (GO): membrane; endoplasmic reticulum
Molecular function (GO): inositol 1,4,5 trisphosphate binding; inositol 1,4,5-trisphosphate-gated calcium channel activity
Source: RefSeq, a predicted model, not a curated record
UCUUCGUUACUCACAGGCAGAGGGAGGGAGCAGAGAGAGAGACACUGUACACCUUUCUGUCUCAGUGUGUGUGCACGGUAACCUCCUGUAACACACACACACUCACACACACACACACACACGGAGGGUUGCUGAUAUUUCCUGCUGGAACAAUCCGCUGUUUUGGGACUACUUUGCGCGGUUGUGAGCGCUGCGGAGGUUUCGUGCAGCCCGCAGACAUGCAGCCCAACCCGGCAGUGAGUGUGUGAGCUGCUGCAGGUUGAGUGUGAAGUUUGGACUCCAGCUGCUGCAUGUGAGGAGGAAACUUUCUGACACACACACACACAGAGGAAGAGAGAGAGGAAGAGGAGAAGAAAGUUUGUACCUGUUCGGUGUUUUCUUGUUGUUGGUGGUGAAGCAGCUGCAGGAUGUCUGACUCUGCCUCCAGUUUCCUUCACAUCGGGGAUAUCGUGUCCCUGUACGCCGAGGGGACAGUGAACGGCUUCAUCAGCACCCUGGGGUUGGUAGAUGACCGCUGUGUGGUCGAACCAGCUGCUGGAGAUCUGGAGAAUCCUCCAAAGAAGUUCAGAGACUGCCUGUUCAAGGUGUGUCCCAUGAGUCGGUACUCGGCUCAGAAACAGUUCUGGAAAGCCAAACAAGCCAAACAUGAGAAGGACAAGAUCGCCGACGUGGUUCUGCUGCAGAAACUACAGCAUGCAUCCAACCUGGAGCAGAAGCAGAACGAGACAGAAAACAAGAAAGUCCACGGAGACGUUGUAAAAUACGGAACUGUCAUGCAGUUGCUCCAUAUGAAGAGUAAUAAAUACCUGACGGUGAACAAGCGUCUGCCGGCUCUGCUGGAGAAGAACGCCAUGCGGGUCACUCUGGACGGGACGGGAAACGAAGGCUCGUGGCUCUUCAUCCAGCCGUUCUGGAAACUCCGCGCCAACGGAGACAAUGUGGUGGUGGGAGAUAAAGUGAUCCUGAACCCGGUGAAUGCCGGUCAGCCGCUUCACGCUUCAAACUACGAACUGACCGACCAUCCAGGCUGUAAAGAGGUGAACUCGGUGAACUGCAACACCAGCUGGAAGAUCAACCUGUUCAUGAUGUUCAGUGACCACAGAGAGGAAGUCCUCAAAGGAGGUGAAGUGGUGCGUCUGUUUCACGCUGAGCAGGAAAAGUUUCUGACCUGCGACGAGUACAAGAGCAAACUCCACGUCUUCCUCCGAACGACACUGCGACAGUCCGCAACCUCAGCGACCAGCUCCAACGCCCUGUGGGAGGUGGAGGUUGUCCAUCAUGACCCAUGUCGAGGGGGGGCGGGACACUGGAACAGCCUCUACCGAUUCAAACACCUGGCCACCGGCAACUACCUGGCUGCUGAGGAGAACCCAGGCUAUAAAGGAGACAAUGUAGAGUCGUCGUCCUCGAUCGACGGUAGUCGUAGCAACAAGCGCUCCCACGGUGAGAGGAUCAAGUACAAGUUGGUGGCAGUGGCUCAUGGGAACGACAUCGCCUCGCUGUUCGAGCUCGACCCGACCACGCUGCAGAAGACAGACUCCUUCGUACCACGAAACUCGUACGUACGACUGAGACACCUGUGCACCAACACCUGGAUCCAGAGCACCAACGUCCCCAUCGAUAUAGACGAGGAGAGACCCAUCAGACUCAUGUUAGGAACGUGUCCCACUAAAGAGGAUAAGGAGGCGUUCGCCAUCGUCUCCGUUCCUGUGAUGGAGAUCAGAGAUCUGGACUUUGCUAACGAUGCCAGCGCCAUGCUGAGCACUGUGGUGGACCAGUUCAGCCAGGGCUUCAUCAGCCCAAAUGACCGCCGAUUUGCCAUUAAGCUGCUGGAGGACGUGGUUUUCUUCGUGGCUGACGUCAUCAACAGCGGUCAGCCGGUCUUGGAAGUAGCCAUGACCAAAGCCAACCGAGAGAGACAGAAGCUAAUGAGAGAACAGAACAUCCUUAAACAGAUCUUUGGCAUCCUGAAGGCUCCCUUUAAGGACCGGGCUGGAGGGGAGGGUCCUCUGCUGCGUCUGGAGGAGCUGGCAGACCAGAAGAACUCUCCCUACCAGUACAUGUUCAGACUCUGUUACAGAGUCCUCCGACACUCCCAGGAGGACUACCGUAAGAACCAGGAGCACAUAGCGAAGCAGUUCGGUGUGAUGCAGAGUCAGAUCGGUUAUGACAUCCUGGCCGAGGACACAAUCACUGCCCUGCUUCACAACAACCGCAAACUGCUAGAGAAACACAUCACCAAAACCGAGGUGGAGACCUUUGUUAGCCUGGUCCGCAAGAACCGAGAGCCCAGGUUUCUGGACUACCUAUCAGACCUGUGUGUGUCAAACAACGUGGCCAUCCCCGUCACUCAGGAGCUCAUUUGUAAAUGUGUGCUGGACCCCAAAAACCAGGACAUCCUCAUCAAGACAGAACGUCGUGUCCCCAAAGAGGCGUCCCCUGGUGGUGUUCAGGGAGAAUACAUGGGGAUGGAUGACUUUGGAGAUGAUGACGAGGUGUGGCUUGUGUGGACAGACAAGACCAACGAGAGACAAGAGAAGGGCAUCAGACAGCUGGCUCAGGAGGCAAGACAAGGGAAUGCUCACGAUGAAAAUGUCCUCACCUACUACAGAUACCAGCUGAAGCUCUUUGCCCGAAUGUGUCUGGACCGUCAGUAUCUGGCCAUAGAUGAGAUCUCCAAGCAGCUGGACGUGGAGCUCAUCUUCCUUUGCAUGAUGGACGAGACGCUGCCAUUUGACCUCCGGGCCUCCUUCUGUCGCCUCAUGCUCCAUGCCCACGUUGACCGGGACCCGCAGGAGUUGGUGACUCCUGUAAAGUUUGCCCGCCUUUGGACCGAGAUCCCCACUUCCAUCACUAUCAAAGAUUAUGACUCCAACAUGGACGACAGCAGAGAUAACAAGAAGAACCGUUUCUCAAACACAAUGGCCUUCAUGGAGGAGUAUCUCAACAAUGUUCUGAAUGAAGAGUUGCCCUUCCACAAUGAGGAGAAAAACAAACUCACCUACGAGGUGGUGAGUUUGGCCAGACAUUUAAUCUACUUUGGUUUCUACAGUUUCUUCGAGCUUCUCAGACUCACCAGAACCCUGUUGGGCAUCAUCGACUGUAGACCCAAUCCUGGAUACACCGGGCUCUUAUUCCAUGAUGAUCUAUCAGGGAAGAAUGUGAAGCGCUCCAUACAUGGGGUGGGUCAGAUGAUGUCCACCAUGGUCCUCAACAGGAAGCUGUCAAUAUUUGGAGGUCCAGGAGCCAGAGGGACGGAGCUGGGGCCAGGACUUGUGCUUGAAGGACAGAGAGGCAGUAAAGAUAGUAUAGACAAGAUGGACCUGACAGUGAUGGACACCAAGCUGAAGAUACUGGAGAUAUUACAGUUCAUCCUGAACGUUCGUCUGGACUACCGCAUCUCCUUCCUGCUGUCUGUGUUUAAGAAGGAGUUUGUGGACGUUUAUCCGAUGGCUGACGCUGACGCGACCACCAACAUGGAGCAUGCAGCUGCCAUCAACUUGCAGCACAUUGGAGAGCAGGCAGAGGCUAUGUUUGGAGUCGGUAAGGGGAACAGUAUCCUGGAGGUGGAUGAUGAAGGCGGUCGUAUGUUCCUACGGGUGCUGAUCCACCUCACCAUGCACCACUACCCUCCUCUGGUGUCUGGCGCCCUGCAGCUGCUCUUCAGACACUUCAGCCAGAGACAGGAAGUGCUGCACACCUUCAAACAGGUCCAGUUGCUGAUCUCAGCUCAGGACGUGGAGAACUACAAGCUGAUCAAGGCAGAUCUGGAUCGCCUCCGAACAUUGGUGGAGAAAUCUGAACUGUGGGUGGAGAAGAAGAGCUCGGGUGGAGGGGAUGGGAAGAAAGACAAGAAAGACAAGAAGGAGAAAGGAGAGGGGGCAUCAGAGGACAUGACACCCAAGAAGGAGAAACUGGAGAAGGGCAACGAGAACUACCAGAACGUCAAAGAGAUCCUGGAGAGGUUGAAUAAGAUGUGCAGCACUGGUGUUUGGAAGAAGCAGCAGAGGUUGUUGAAGAACAUGGGAGCUCACAAAGUCAUGCUGGACCUGCUGCAGGUGUCCUACGACCAGAACGAUGUGAAGAUGCAGGAGAUCAUCAGGUACACUCACCUGUUCCUACAGAAGUUCUGUACGGGGAACCAGGAGAACCAGGCUCUGCUGCACAAGAACCUCAGUCUCUUCCUCAACCCCGGGCUGCUGGAGGCAGAGACAGUGCAGCACAUCUUCAGUAACAACUACCAGCUGUGCAGCGAGAUCUCCGAGAGCGUCCUGCAGCACUUCAUCCACUGUCUGGCCACGCACGGCCGCCACGUUCAGUACCUCAACUUCCUCCACACCAUCAUCAAGGCCGAGGGCAAGUACGUCAAGAAGUGUCAGGACAUGAUCAUGACGGAGUUAACCAACUCCGGCGAGGACGUUGUCGUCUUUUACAAUGACAAGGCCUCCUUCAACGUCAUGCUGGGGCUGAUGGCGGAGAGCAGGGAGGGGGUCGGCGAGAACAGCCCGCUCAGGUAUCACAUCUCUCUGGUGGAGCUGCUGGCAGCCUGUGCUGAGGGGAAGAACGUUUACACUGAGAUCAAAUGUACCUCGCUGCUGCCUCUGGAGGACGUAGUGAGAGUGGUGACACAUGAGGACUGCAUCACCGAGGUGAAGGUGGCCUAUGUGAACUUUGUCAAUCACUGCUACGUGGACACAGAGGUUGAGAUGAAGGAAAUCUACACGUCGAACCACAUCUGGAAGCUGUUUGAAGACUUCACCGUGGACAUGGCCAGGGUUUGUAACAAACGAGAGAAGCGUCUCUCCGAUCCCAUCCUGGAGAAAUACAUCAUCAACGUGGUCUUUGACACCAUCCACGCCUUCUUCAGCUCCCCCUUCUCCGAGAACAGCACCUCUCUGCAGACUCAUUACACCAUCGUGACUCAGCUGCUUCAGUCGUCUGUCCGGCUGUUGGACUGUCCCUGGCUGCAGCAGCAGCACCGAGGACAGGUGGAGACCUGCAUCAGGACGCUCGCCAUGACAGCUAAGAGUCGUUCGAUCACUCUUCCUCUGGACCUGGAGUCUCAGAUCAGCUCCAUGUUGUCCACAUCUGCUCUCAACUCUCUGUCCCGCUCCAACCCCAACUACAAGUCCUUGUCCCGCUCCUCCAGACCCAUCGCUCCCAGCAACCCCUGGGACUACAAGAACAUCAUAGAGAAACUGCAGGACAUCAUCAACACUCUGGAGGAGCGCCUAAAGCCGCUGGUGAACGCGGAGCUGUCGGUGCUGGUGGACGUCCUCCACCAACCGGAGCUCCUGUUCCUGGAGGGAACCGAUGCCCGACAGCGCUGUGAGUCCGGAGGAUUCAUCUCCAAGCUGAUCCAGCACACCAAAGCUCUGAUGUCUUCAGAGGAGAAGUUGUGUAUCAAAGUCCUGAGGACUCUGCAGGAGAUGCUGAUCAGGACUCUGGACUUUGAUGAAAAGGGAAUCGCGCUGCGGAAGGUUUUGCUGCAGAACUACUUGUUUCCAAACAAGAAGAACAACCCGAAGAAUGACCUGGCUGAGCUCGGAGCUGCAGGUGGGGAGCAGGAGCGGGACUGGGCAGCGGUGGCGGCGGUUCAGUGUCGUCUGGACCGAGAAGGAGGAACAAAGCUGUUCACCGAUCUGGUGAUGAGCACCAAGAACGACAAGAUCUUCCAGGAGAGCAUCCAGAUGGCCAUCUGUCUGCUGGAGGGAGGGAACACGGAGAUACAGAACUCCUUCUACAAACUGAUGAUGGGCGACAACAAGUCAGAGAAGUUCUUCAAGGUUCUUCACGACCGGAUGAAAGAAGCCCAGACAGACAUUAAAGCUACGGUGUCGGUUAACGUCGGAGAGAUGACGCACAAGGCCAACGAGAAGGAGCUGGAGACCGGCGGCUCUACAGCGCUAGUACUUCCUGGUACAGCAAGUCACCCGUUGUUGGUCCAGGGCCAGGCCAUCGCCCCGGUGCCGGGUGCCGCAGCCCUGCCGGUCCAACCGGUAGCGGAGCAGAGAGAGGUGGAGACAGAGAUGGGACCAGCUGUGACCAUCAUGAAGCCGAUCCUGAGGUUCCUGCAGCUGCUGUGUGAGAACCACAACCACGACCUGCAGAACUUCCUACGCUGCCAGAACAAUAAGACCAACUACAACCUGGUGUGUGAGACUCUGCAGUUCCUGGACAUCAUGUGUGGAAGCACCACGGGAGGACUGGGCCUGCUGGGCCUCUACAUCAACGAAUCCAACGUCCACCUGAUCACUCAGACCCUGGAGACACUCACCGAGUACUGCCAGGGCCCCUGCCAGGAGAACCAGACAUGUAUAGUGACCCAUGAGUCCAACGGCAUCGACAUCAUCACAGCCCUGAUCCUGAAUGACAUCAGUCCUCUGUGCCGGUACCGGAUGGAGAUGGUGCUCCAGCUGAAGGACAAUGCCUCCAAGCUGCUGCUGGCUCUGAUGGAGAGUCGCCACGACAGCGAGAACGCAGAGAGGAUCCUGUUCAACCUCCGACCACGAGAGCUGGUGGAGGUGAUAAAGAAGGCCUACCAUCAGGACAGUGAGUGUGAGUUUGAGGAGGUGGAAGUGGAGGUUUCUCCCCGCGAGGUGGGACACAACAUCUACAUCCUGGCUCAACAGCUGGCGAGACACAACAAGGUCCUGCAGAACCUCCUGAAACCCCAGAAGAACAGUAAAGAGGGAGAGGAGGGGAUCUCCUCCAUGUUGAACCUGAACAACCGUCCUCUGUCCCAGAUGUUGAAGUCUUCAGCUCCAGCUGCUGUUGUGGAACAGGACCCUCUGGAGUACUACGACCAGCUGACCUCACAGAUAGAGAUCGUCCGUGAGGACCGCAGUAUGGAGCAGAUCGUGUUUCCCGUUCAUCCGAUCUGCGAGUUUCUGACCGAAGAGUCCAAGUUGAGAGUGUUCAACACCACGGAGCAGGACGAGCAGGGGUCAAAGGUCACGCACUUCUUCGAACAGACGUCCUUCCUGCACGGAGAGAUGGAGUGGCAGAAGAAGCUGAGGAGUAUGCCGGUGUUGUACUGGUUCUCCAGGAGGAUGUCUCUGUGGGGAACCAUCUCCUUCAACCUCGCCGUCUUCAUCAACCUCAUCAUCGCCUUCUUCUACCCCUACAACUCCGGACAAGUAGGCGCGAUUGACGACUCCCUGUUGCUGAUGCUGUUCUGGAUCCUGAUCGGUCUUUCCGUGUUGGCCCUGCUCUCUCAGCGUUACGGCCUCCAGCCGCUCACCCUCGCUCUCAUCCUCAGAUCCAUCUACCACCUCGGCAUCGGCAACACGCUCAUACUGCUGGGAUCACUCAACCUGAUCAACAAGGUGGUGUUUGUGGUGAGCUUCGUGGGGAACAACGGGACGUUCAUUAUGGGAUACAAAGCCAUGGUGAUGGAUGUGGAGUUCCUGUACCACCUGGCCUACGUCCUCACCUCCACGCUGGGAUUGUUUGUCCAUGAGCUCUUCUACAGCAUCCUGCUGUUCGACCUGAUCUACCGGGAGGAGACCCUGUUUAACGUGAUAAAGAGCGUCACUCGGAACGGGCGCUCCAUCCUGCUGACGGCACUGCUCGCUCUCAUCCUCGUCUACCUCUUCUCCAUCGUCGGCUUCCUCUGCCUGAAGGAUGAUUUCAUCAUGGAGGUUGACCCGCUGUUGCAGAUUGCUGCAGGACCUCAGCAGAGUGAAGCCUCUCAGGAUUUCAUCAAUUCGUGUUCUACAGAUGGAGUCAGCUGCACGUCGGAGACCGACGCUGUCGCCGCCGUUGAGGAGGAAGAGGAGCCGAGCUCGGAGCGAGCAUGCGACACUCUGCUGAUGUGUAUCGUCACUGUGUUGAACCACGGACUGAGGAACGGAGGAGGAGUCGGAGACGUUCUCCGCAAACCAUCCAAGAACGAGACGCUGUUUCCGGCCCGGGUGGUGUACGACCUGUUGUUCUACUUCAUUGUCAUCAUCAUCGUCCUAAACUUGAUCUUUGGCGUCAUCAUUGACACAUUCGCCGACCUGAGGAGUGAGAAACAGAAGAAAGAGGAGAUACUGAAGACCACAUGUUUUAUCUGCGGUCUGGAGCGAGAUAAGUUUGACAAUAAGACGGUGUCAUUCGAAGAGCACAUCAAACUGGAGCACAACAUCUGGAACUACCUGUACUUCAUCGUUCUGGUGCGUGAGAAGAACAAGACGGACUACACCGGACCGGAGAGCUACGUCGCUCACAUGAUCAAAAACAACAACUUGGACUGGUUUCCACGGAUGCAAGCAAUGUCUCUGGUGGUAACCGACGGUGACGGGGAGCAGAACGAGAUGAGGAUGUUACAGGACAAACUGGCAGCGACAAUGAAGGUUGUGACAACCCUGACGACUCAGCUGACUGAGCUCAAAGAGCAGAUGACUGAGCAGAGGAAGAGGAGGCAGAGGAUGGGAUUCGCUGACGUCCAGGCGGGAGCCAGCGCAGCGCUGCCGCCCAGCGCCGCCGGAGGGAACCACCAGAUCUACAAACAAUAAAGAACUGAUUACUGUUCACUACAACAUCUGUACACCACACAGUUGGACUGAUGGACCGCCCCACACACGGUUCUCCUGCAGAAAAACACUAGAAUAUUAAACAGAAAGCUAAUGUUUCUCACUGAAAACACAAGAUUCUUUUUGUUUGCUUUUACUUUUUAAUGUGUCUCUGAUCCAGAGUCAGUAAGAUCUCCACCAUUACUGUAUAAUGUAAGACAUGUUGAUAGUAUCUCAGCUAAGAUUAGUUCAUAUUUUGAUUAAUUUAAAUAUAUUGUGUGUGUGUGUGUACAACAGACACCUGAAAGUGACAAAUAUUCAAUAUUGUAGAUAAAAUGAACUCACUUUCUCACUGUUUGUGCGCCGUAUUGGAGGUCUAGAUGAGGCUGUUUUAAGUGAUCGAUCUGACUGAUUUUGUGUUUAGCUAACUUUAGUUCAGUGUGCUAGCCAAUGUUUUAGCACAGUGGUUCCCAACUUGGGGGUUAGGACUCCUAUAGGGAUCACCAAAGCUUAAUGGGGGGUCGGAAAGCCUUGUUUUAAGGGGUGAGUGGUCAUUGUUCUAUUUGUGAAUUAUGAUUCGGGAAAAAUUCAUCCAAAUCACUUGUUUUAAAUAAACUCCAAAUAAAAUAAGUCACUUAGUCAGGGGUCAUCAGUUUACACAAGGGACAAGGUUGGGAACCAGUGUUUUAGCAGAAGCUAACAGCAGCAGCAGUUAUUAGUGACAUUUUCUGGUGGAACUUUGGUUCAGAUUUAAAGUUCGGACCGAGUUAGUUCAGAUUCUUCCCUCUACAAGUGUUGGGAGAGGACUCUGGCUUCAGACUAUAUCCAAACCCUUUAAUAUUAAUACAUUUUGGGCCAUUUCUGCAGAUCUCCAGGAUGGAGCUUGAACUAAAAUUUGGGAGAUUUGUGAUGCAGCUUUAAAUCUUCCAUAGAGUCCAGAAAUUAUGGUUUUACUUUGGAUCAACCUGUAAGUCACGGUUACUCAGAGUUCCAACAACAGAUUAUUAAUAAAUCUUGCCUCAGGUUUUGUUCAACAAAAUAAUUUCCAAAACAGAAAAUUAGUAGGGAUGCGCAAUACAUCUCAUAAAUUAUAUUUUAUUAUUCCAAUAAUUAAAUUUUAGCCGAUUUUUUGUAGCAAAAAUCUUCUGAUACUUUGGUCCUGGUGACAAGACGAAUAUCCGAUUAAUAAAAAGUGAGUCAAUUAAAACUCUCCAUAAGUGGGGCAGCCCUAAAAAUAAUAAUUUAUUUUAAAUUCUUAUGCUAACCCUCAGGUGUGUAUAAACUACAGGUUGUGAACUUUUUUUUUGUUUAUUUAAAAUACAAAAAUGUGAAAUUAUUGUUGUUUACCUUAUCGCAUAAAAAAAUAUUGUGCAUCCCUAAAAAUGACAAUUGAAACUUUAAUAGGUGUAAUUUCUGCUUUGGAACAAACCAACUGUUCUGGGUUUUGUGAUUUUCUACACAAACUGAAAAACGUAAAAUCUAGAAGUCAAAGACUUCCUGGUUGGAGGACUACAAGCUGUCAAUCACUGUUCAGUGUCAUAGUAAAAGGCUAAAAUGUGCGCCUCUGUGUGUGCUUGUAGGCUCAGAGAAUAACGAGACAUCGACUCACUUUAGUUAUUUUAAGAAACUGUAAAUAGAGACUGACGUGUGUUUCUUUGUUGAUGACAGGAUGAAAUAUUUUGUGAAUGUAAAGUGAGCUGAACCCAGCUGUGUUUUUUUUAUUGUAAAUCUAGGGAAACUGUAGUUUUUAAUUGAUAUACAUUAUUAUUAUUAUUAUUAAUAAUAAUAAUGAUAAGGUUUAAUAGUGAUUUAUGUCAGAAGAGAGCAGCUGUUUGUUUCUAACACUGUAACUAGCUCAGUACAGACACUGGAUUAUAGUUGAACUGCUUUUAGUUUGUGAACAGAAAUAACUUUUGUUUUUCAAUGAGAUGGGUACACAGAGUGAGGAAGAGGAGGAUGGGGACGGUUUAAUGAAGACCACACAUCUUCAAAAUCAAUAAAAUAUUUACUAUGGAGGAACAAAAUGCAUUUUUUUCUUACUUGUUAAUGAAUUUUAGAAUGCGGUAUGAUCUGGUGGGGUUUUAAUUAAAUGCUCCUUUAAAGUUAAAAACAUUAAUACUACAGCCCUGGUCAGGACCACCACUAGGAGUCACAAGGCCUUCUUGAUUUUAAGGGGUGUAAGAAAGCUUUUUUAUAAUUAUACAGUAGACCUAUAAAUCAGGGUUUCAUCGAUUUCUGUAAUGCAAUGAGCCAGCUUGUGGUACUUUCCAAUCUCACCUCACCAUUCUGCAGUCGGGACAUCAGAAAACAGUCCAUCUGUUGGGAAAAUCUGUCUUUAUUCCUUUUUAAUAAAAACAAAAAACAAAACAUUAACCUGUAGGUUUCGCUUUCUGCUGCAUCCACAUGGAUUCAGGCAGAUGUCUACUUCAGCAGUUCAUAGCAUUAUAGCAUUGUAUCUUAACAUUGUUUUUACUGUUUUAUUACAUAAGCUGGGUCGGCAAUACGAUGUCAAAUGGAUGCCUGCAUCUUAAUAACUUUACAUUUAUUACAUCAUCGUUUCUAUUUAUGUGCGAUUCACCAAAACAUUAAUUCAAAGAAACUACAUUUAUUUUGUUGUUUGCUGUUUGUUGUUGUCAUUUUUAUUCACUAACGUCUGUCAGAUAAAUCUGUCUGCAUGAACAAUUUCAACAA